Molecule: messenger RNA, 3119 nt
Organism: Ictidomys tridecemlineatus (thirteen-lined ground squirrel)
Lineage: Eukaryota; Metazoa; Chordata; Mammalia; Rodentia; Sciuridae
Gene: Etnk2
Product: ethanolamine kinase 2
Biological process (GO): phosphatidylethanolamine biosynthetic process
Cellular component (GO): cytoplasm
Molecular function (GO): ethanolamine kinase activity
Source: RefSeq, a predicted model, not a curated record
UUUGAAAUCCUUGGCUCCCUUCAUUGCUGUAGAGUGGUCUCCAUGGAGGAGAAGGAGAUCUGUGAGCUCCCCGAGAUUACAUGAACAAGUGUGUGUGUGUGUGUGUGUGUGUGUGUGUGUGUGUGUGUGUGUUGUGCAUUGCUUUGCAGAGAGGCGAUGGCUUUCUGUGGGUUUUCAUUGGAGUUUGCUAGAAGGAUGAGCUCUGGGGGAGGAAAGUGAGAAUUUUAAUGAACAUUGGACCCAAGUUUCUGGUUCCUGAAAUGCAGCAGAAAUCUGCUUCCUGAUCCCAUGCCUCAAAUCUCUGCCCACCCCUGGUCUGACCUGGAAACAUCUCAGAACUUUGGAAAUGAAAUCCGAGCCAAAUCCACAGGAACACACUCAGGUUUUCCUGCCUCUCCUCACCUUCUGCAAGGCCUUAGGUGUGUGAGGAAAAUGGGCUGUAUCUAGGGUGUGCAUGGCUUUAUGGAACAGAGAGAACCCUCCCUCCUGCUGGUCUGAGCUCUUUUGGGGCUCCCUGACAGUGUGGGAAUCCAGGUUUGGGGAGCUGCUGAGGCCUCCUUGCAAGGGCUUCAAAGAACCCAUGACCCUUGGGGGGCCCCUCCCCAUAAAUACCUGGAUGUGUAGUGCCUAGAAAUUGUACUUAACCUUUAAACCCUGUGGAUGCUGCUGUGGGGCCCAUAAAGGGACUAAUCAAAGUGUCCCUAGUGUACUUCUCUGGAUAUGCCACAACAAGGGUACCAAGCCAUGUCCUUCCUCUUCCCCACAAUGCUAGGAGCCCUGCCGAGGGCAUCAGUGAGUGAGUCCUGAGACAGGCUGAGGUUAUUGGAGACAGCCGUGCAGGGUCUGCCUUAGAUCCUUGGCUUCUCUUCUGUGCAAAGCAAGGGAAAGGAAACCUCUGCAUACUGAGGGCAAACAAUGAGGUCCACUUGGGGGUAGGCCAAGGACAUCUUUGCUUCCUCACCUGCCACCCAGAUAGCCCAAGUAAGUAUACCCGGCUCUCCAGGGACUCGGGGAGUCUGAGAGCCCCUCCACCUCCAUGCUCCUGAGCACUGCCUCAGGCUGCUGGGGCCCCGUGAGUUGUGCCUUGUAGCUGUGCUUGGAGUGCGAGGCGUGCACACCUGUGCAAGGAUCGCUCCAGCCUCCAGCGAACAGCUCCAAAUGCACCCAGCCUGGAUAUGUGAGGUCAGAGGAGGGUGUGGGCACCAGGCCCUGCUUCUCCCACUGAGCUCCUCCCAGCUCCCCCUUGGUCUUGUGCAAAGAGGCUCAAACAUUGGCAGGUCCCCACCACUCCCAGUCUCCCUCCGCCUCUGCGAACCUCAUGCUGUCACUCAUCCCCUCAGUGGAAACAAUUGCCACUGUCAGGAAGAUUGAAGAGGGAUUUAGGUUCCAUAAUAAGAACUUGGCAUUUGGGGGAGAGCCAGACAUCCGGAGAGGUGAAGGAGGUUAAUUGCCUUAGAAAUGGCAAAGAUUCACACCAUCCACGCCAAUGGCAGCCUGCCCAAGCCGACCCUGUGGCACAAGAUGCACAAUUAUUUCACGCUGGUGAAGAAUGAGAUCCACCCAAGCCUCUCUGCAGAUGUCCCUAAGUUGGAGGUGUUGGAAUGGGAGCUGGCCUGGCUGAAGGAACACUUGUCCCAGCUGGAUUCCCCGGUGGUGUUCUGUCACAAUGACCUGCUCUGCAAGAACAUCAUCUACGAUAGUGCCAAAGGUCACGUGCGGUUCAUCGACUACGAGUACGCGGGCUACAAUUACCAGGCCUUUGACAUUGGCAACCACUUCAACGAGUUUGCAGGUGUGAAUGAGGUGGACUACAGCAGGUACCCGUCGCGGGAGACCCAGCUGCAGUGGCUGCUCUACUACCUGCAGGCACAGAAGGGGACAGCUGUGACCCCCAGGGAGGUGGAGCGGCUCUAUGUGCAAGUCAACAAAUUUGCCCUGGCAUCUCACUUCUUGUGGGCUCUCUGGGCCCUCAUCCAGAACCAGUACUCCACCAUCAACUUUGAUUUCCUCAGGUACGCAGUGAUCCGAUUCAACCAGUACUUCAAGGUGAAGCCUCAAGUGUCAGCCUUGGAGAUGCCAAAGUGACAGUCUCCCUCUUCCUCCCCUGCCCAUCCGCCUGGCCAGACCUGGUCUCCAGGGCUUGGUUCUGCUCUGGGGUCUGCACCCUUGGACAAGGUGGGAGAGGGGCCAGGUGGGUGUCCAGGGAGAAGGCCACCAGUGGAUGCCACUGAAGACCCCAUUCUCCUGUUUGGUGGGGCUGAUAGGACCCAACUGUGGGGGUCCCCUUCACCUCGCCAGGCUGGGGAGGAAGUGCCUGCACACAGCCAGGGCCUGGACCGGAACCACCCCUGGGAAGCACACCGUUCCCAGCCCUAGGCCUGCUGGUAUUGGGGCUGCCUUAGAUGUUCUUUGACCCUUCCUGGCGGGGGGAAAGGGAGGGCUCCUUUCUACCUCCAGCGCCCUGGCCGGUCCCCCUGCAUGCCCCACAUGGGAGGUGCUGAGCCCCAAACCGGCAGCAUGCCAAUCUGGCAGAAGGAUGUACCUGUCUUGAGGAUGGAGGGGUGGUCCGCCAGCAGCUGCCUCCUGAACCCCCUCCCGUUCUCCACACUGAUUCCCUCCCAUCACCCUCCUGAGCCUCAGCUGUCUGUCCCUCUGCAGCCUGCUGGGAGAGGAAAGGGAGCCGGUCAUCAGCCCUGGGUCUCAAAGCCUGGCUCUGCUUUGUGCUGUGGCCUGGCCCAAGGGGAUCAAGCCAAGGGUGGGGUGGCAUGAACCAGAAGCAGCCUCCUGCCUUGCUCCCUCCCGUGCCCUCCAGGCCUCCCUUCCCAGGAUCUGUCUCUCCAUCUCUACCUUCUGUCCUAAAGUCAGCUCCAGGUCUUCCCACCUGGGAGUGACAGGUGGGAAUCAAGGAGCGGAGGGCCAGGGACCUCCCGGCUGGGCAUUUCGGAGCCUGCCCAGACCAGAUCUUGAAAGGUGCUGACUGAGCUGGGUGUCCUUAACACCCAACAGCUCCCACCUCCCUCUGUCCUCACAGCUCUGGGGACCCUCCAGGCUCUGGGCUCAUAUAGUGAUUCAUUUGUAAAUUAUCGUGGUUUUUCUGCAUUAAAAUGCUCAUUUCUGGA